Oppia nitens is the source of this 1924-nucleotide messenger RNA. Its product is annotated as beta-1,4-N-acetylgalactosaminyltransferase bre-4-like. Bases 416 to 1780 code for a protein of 454 amino acids. Gene Ontology annotation, biological process: carbohydrate metabolic process; glycosphingolipid biosynthetic process. Gene Ontology annotation, molecular function: N-acetyl-beta-glucosaminyl-derivative 4-beta-N-acetylgalactosaminyltransferase activity. Lineage: Eukaryota; Metazoa; Arthropoda; Arachnida; Sarcoptiformes; Oppiidae. The transcript is spliced from 6 exons. The record is from RefSeq and is a predicted model, not a curated record.
CCAUACAAGUGAUAGUACAGUAGUAAUCUGUAUGAAGGACUGGUAGGUUCUCACAGCACACGACUGUUUAGUAUAGCAUUCAAUUGGUAUCAAAGACUCGCUGUUUUCCUCAUCAUUCAGUAGUUGUGUUGUUUGCCUACAGUGUGUAGCGUUAAGUCAGUACUCAAUGUAUGCUAUAAUGCAAUGCAUUUGAAAUCUAUUAUGAAAUGGCGUUAAUGUAGUGACAAACUAACCGAUCAUACGAUAAAUCAGUGUUUGUCUGACCAUAUGUUGACACAAAUAUCUUCGUAACGGACACAUCGGGUCGUGACAAUUGUCCGACAAUAUUGGACACUGUUUUAUGGCUAAUAUUAAAGAGUGAUAAACAAUGUUGAGCUGAUAUACAGAGGAGUGCUAUUGAAAGACAACAAAACCGAUGACCACAUCAAGCGGUGGUCGACCGUUACCUGAACGGCCAUUAUUGAUGCGUUCAGUGGUGACACCCAAUGGUGGCGUGGCUUACAUGUCGUCCACGAGUUGGUCACUGUGUCGGCCUAACUGUUAUAAAAUAUUGUUGGCCAUAGUCUUAGUGUUCCUAUUAAUGCAAUUUACGGCCAAUUUUGUGGCCUUUCGGCACAAGUUUAACAUCAGUCAAGUAUUGGCCGCCAACUCGGGAGCUCAAUGGUCACAACUGUCGUUAAUGGACAACAUUGAAGGUCAUCAUCUGAACCAACAUUUAGUUCAACCAAAUAAUGUCCAUAACGUGUUGGCCACUAAUAGGACAAUAUAUGGGACUUAUUUUAAUUAUAGUAUUAUUAAUAAUAAUUUAUUAAAUAAUAAUAGUUUUAAAAAUAGUGAUCAAUCAGUGAAUGCCAUUAAAAUGACAGACAAUGUGUCUGCCAGUGCCUCAUCUGCGGACAUGUCCUCCGAUACGGUUGUCGACCCGAUUGUUGACUUCAUUAACAAUACAUUAUUGACAUCAAAAAGUACUUCUAGUCUGCCGUUGUGUCCAUUAGUUCCGCCAAAACUUGUUGGUCGAUUAAAAGUGAUGAAAGAGAGUCCAUUGUUUGAAAAGUUGGAGGAAAUGAUGUCGGAGUUGGAAUCGGGAGGUCGGUAUCGACCACCUGAUUGUCAAUCGCGACACAAAAUGGCAAUUGUUAUACCAUAUCGUGAUCGUGAAGAACAUCUCAGAACAUUCCUAUAUAAUAUACAUCCCAUUCUUGAAAGACAACAACUCGAUUACGGCAUAUAUAUUGUUGAAGAGGUUGGAAACGGCAAAUUCAAUCGGGCAAAGCUUAUGAACGUUGGAUUUUUAGAAGCUCUUAAACAAUACGACUACCAGUGCUUUAUAUUCCAUGACGUGGACCUGAUUCCUGAAGAUGAUAGAAAUCUAUAUACAUGUCCAGAACAACCCAGACAUAUGUCGGUGGCUAUCGAUAAAUUUAACUAUAGACUUCCUUAUAAAGAUCUAUUCGGUGGUGUCAGUGCUCUUACAACUGAGCAAUUCAAGAGAAUUAAUGGCUUCUCCAACGAGUUUUGGGGGUGGGGUGGAGAGGAUGACGAUAUGUCCAAUCGAGUCCGAUAUUACGGUUAUAGGAUAACUAGAUAUUCGGCAAACAUUGCCAGAUAUAAAAUGCUCAAACAUAAAGGAGACACACCUAAUCCCGAUCGAUAUAAGAAGUUAUAUAGUGGUAAAAGGCGUUAUAAGACAGACGGCAUAAAUAAUAUUAAGUACAAAGUGGUCGACACAGUCUUCAAAAGACUCUACACAUGGAUUCUCGUUGAUCUGCUCUCGCCUUAAACACUACCUUAAUAUAUGACAUGUUAUUAAUUUAAUUGAUUCGCAAUAUUUAUUAAUUUAGUUAAAUUUAUUUAUAUUACCAACAGUUAUACAUUAUAAUCCAUUUUAAAUAUAGAUUUUAAUUUUCAUAGUUAAGUAAUCGAA